Molecule: messenger RNA, 2113 nt
Organism: Halichondria panicea
Lineage: Eukaryota; Metazoa; Porifera; Demospongiae; Suberitida; Halichondriidae
Product: probable serine/threonine-protein kinase drkD
Exons: 4
Coding region: 367-1962 (531 amino acids)
Biological process (GO): signal transduction; protein phosphorylation
Cellular component (GO): cytoplasm
Molecular function (GO): protein kinase activity; ATP binding; protein binding
Source: RefSeq, a predicted model, not a curated record
GUAACUUUUUCAAAAUUCACUGUAUGUUUUCAUUGCAUACGGUAUCUAGCUACUGGUGGGCGGAGUCCCACCCUCACUCACAUAGGAAACCAUGUUCACUUUCAUAUCGUUAUAAGGAUGAUGUAACAUUAAUAUUACCAUUAUCUAAAUUGUCCCACCCCCACUUCCAGGUGUCUGGUCAUCCCCUGAGCUCAGAGGAGAGAGACCUCCUCCCUGUUCCCACUUCACCUUCACCAUGGUGGACCAGCAUAGAGCAGCCCUCUUUGGAGGGCUCCUAUCUGGUCGUGGUGGUAGAGUCAAUGAUGUCUACCUGUUUGACUUCAGGACCAUGGAGGUCACUAAGGUGAAGCCAGUACAGGAAGAGCCAUGGCCAGUGGGAGGUCAGUCCAUGCUGCCUGUUGUCUCAACUAUGGCCAGGACCACCCUCAAUUACUGGUGUACGGAGGAUUGGGUAAUAGCCUCAAUGCACUGAAGGACAUGUGGAUACUGGAUGUUGACACUGGCAAGUGGACAGAGGUGACACCUCCUGAGUCAAUGACACCACGUCACCUCCACUCCAUCACUGCCACCAGUCUGGGACCAGGACUCACUGAGGUCCUCAUGUUUGGAGGCCGUCGGGAGUGGAUGGGAGAUACCAUUGCUGAGACCACUAUACUGACAUUUGAGUUGACUGGACCCUCAACGUCUGUUGCUGGACCCUCGGCUGGGAAGUGGGCUCUCGUGGAUGUGACCCACAACGACACUAGAGGCUCCCCCCUGCGACUGAGUGAGAAGAGGAUCAGAGAAGCAACUGCUCUUGCCUCAUCAGUCAGUGAGACCAGUGACCACUCCUCUCAAGACCGGGUGAGGGCUCUGGAACAACAGUUACGAUCAGCAGAGCAGAGAGAGCACGACACUCAACGUCACCACCAACUACAGUUGCAAGAGAAGGAUCGAGAAUUGGGUAUUACAGAUCGAGAAUUAGCUACGAAAGAUCGUGAAUUAACCGAGGCCAACCGUCGUCAUCGAGAUGCGGAGGAAAGAGCACAGCUGGCAGAGCAAAGAGAGCAAGCUACACAAUUACUUUUACAAGUGAAAGAUCGAGAAUUGGCUGAGGCCAACAGAAGAGAAGCUGACCUGUCUGCUCGAAUCACAGCUCUCAGGAGGGAGUUAGAAGGCAAGACGAAAGAGUUGGCAGCACACAACACAGAGGUGUGGAGGAUUCCGGCCAACAGAGUGAUCACGAUGAGAACGAUUGGCUCUGGAGGAUGGGGGGAGGUGCUGGAGGGAACAGUGGCGGUGGCCGUCAAGCGACUCUUUGCUGCCAUUGUCAACCCACACAAUUUGGAGAGACUCCAGAGAGAAAUGAUGCUCUUGGCUGAAGUACGACACCCCAACCUGGUGCAGUUCAUUGGUGCAGUGUUUGACCAGUCCCCUCCUCUCAUCAUCACCGAGCUUCUGGACAUGAAUCUUCGACAAGCGUACGAGAGGAAUCAACUGUACCCAGGAAACCGCCUCGCGAUCUUCAUGGACAUUUCCCUAGCUCUGAACUACCUGCACCAGCGCUACGAUCCCAUCAUCCACCGUGAUGUGAGUGCUCCCAACGUCCUCCUCCAGCGAAUGCCCAACCACCAGUGGAAGGGGAAGGUCUCUGACCUCGGCUCAGCCAACUUCCUGCAGCAUGCUCAUACGAUGGGAGAGGGGGCCAUAAUCUACUCCCCUCCUGAAGUCAUCCCUCAACCGCUUGCACGACCUCCUCCACAAACUGUCAAGAUUGACGUGUACAGCUACGGCAUUGUGUUGGCUGAAGUGACUGCCAGUCGAUUUCCGAGUCAAGACAAUUUCCCUGAGAUGUUUGAGAGAAUCAAGAGAGAGCGCCCUGCAGUGUACGAGCUCAUACUCCGCUGUAUUGAGAGAGAGCCCAGCCAUCGACCCAGCAUGGCACAGGUGAUGGUGGAACUGAACAAAAUAGCACCCUUUUAACUAUGAACAAUGUGAACACUUAUAAUUAUCUAGUAUACCGUCUUUUUCUUGUGAUUUUUAAUUACUUCAUGAAUUAUAUUUUUAACUUUGGCUUUUGUAGUGCGUGUUUGCACUCUCCUAUUAUGAUGAUUACUAUUGACUUUAUCUCAGU